Molecule: messenger RNA, 2310 nt
Organism: Ricinus communis (castor bean)
Lineage: Eukaryota; Viridiplantae; Streptophyta; Magnoliopsida; Malpighiales; Euphorbiaceae
Product: monoglyceride lipase
Exons: 7
Coding region: 375-1784 (469 amino acids)
Cellular component (GO): membrane
Molecular function (GO): lipase activity
Source: RefSeq, a predicted model, not a curated record
GAGUUAAGCGAGGAAAUGUUUCAUUUUGUUAUAAGCAAGCAAAUAAAAAUUAAAAAAAAAAAAAACAGACAAACAAUAGGUGCAGUUAACAAAUGUAGAGAGAAUUCUGUAGAAUGUUAUAAUAAUAGCACAUGAUGCUCUCUUUCUUCUUCUUCUUCUUCUUCCUCUGUGUCAACUGCAUAUAACAUAUAUAAAGACGUCCAACUAAAUGUGGCCAAUCCAUACUUGGGCCAAUUCUUUUUUUUCUUUCUUUUUUAAUUCCUGAGAGAGAGAGAGAGAGAGAGAGAUAGAAAGAUCAAUAAGAGCAAAGAAGCAAUCAGCCAAUUUGUGGUUCUUCAUUUUGUGGAUUCAUUCAUCAUUUUUCGUUUGUGUUUAUGAUCUGUUCUGCAGCAAGAACGAUUAUUAUUACACCAAGAAAUCGACCCUUUUUUCCAGUCUCUGUAUCCACCAAAAUUCAUGUAAAGCCGCCGUUAAUCUUUAAAAGAAAAUCAUCGUCGUCGUUUUCAAUGGCAAUAGAACCGUCCUCGUCGUCUUCUUCUUCUUCUUCUUCAACGUCGUUAAUUUUGACGUCAGGUGCGAGCGGACGGAUAAAUGCGUUGUUUUCGGUUAGAGCGUUGAAGAGUCUUUUAAUGCUUAUAAACGCUGUCGUUUUACUGCUUUUGCUUCCGUUUCGAGGUCGAAGAAGGACGGUACCGGCUGAGAAGGCUAUUAAUAAUAAUAGCAAUAAUAAUAAUAAUAAAGAUGUUGAGGAUUGCGGUGGGGCCCUGAGGAAAGGGUCCACUAAGGUGCGGGUUCCAACGACAAUUGUGCCUUGGAAGAGCAGUGCGUCAUCGGUUGGUGGUGGUGGUGGUGGCAGUUCGGUGGUGGUGGUGGAUCAAGAGGUGGCCGCGAGGAGGGCGUUGGCAAUAAGAAGGGUGACGCAGGAUGAUGACCCGAAUUGCGACAGGGACUUUUCUCUUUUUGUUACUGCCAGAGGUGAUACCAUUUUUACCCAGUUGUGGGCCCCAGUUUCUGUCAACAUUAGGGGAUUGGUUGUUCUUAUGCAUGGCCUGAAUGAGCACAGUGGCAGAUAUAGUGAUUUUGCCAAGCAGUUGAACUCUCAUGGAUUUAAGGUUUAUGGAAUGGAUUGGAUUGGACAUGGCGGAAGUGAUGGGCUUCACUCAUAUGUUCAUGCUCUUGAUUAUGCUGUCAAUGAUUUGAAAUCAUUUCUUGAUAAAGUUUUAGGAGAGAAUCCUGGGCUUCCCUGUUUUUGCUUCGGACACUCAACAGGAGGUGCCAUUGUCCUCAAGGCGAUGCUGGAUCCAAAAGUUGAAGCCCGCGUAGCAGGAGUAGUACUGACUUCACCUGCAGUAGGAGUUCAGCCAUCCCAUCCUAUUUUUGUAGUACUAGCCCCAAUUUUCUCAUUUUUGUUGCCAAGGUUCCAACUCAGUGCUGCAAAUAAGAAGGGCUUGCCAGUUUCUCGGGACCCAGAGGCACUAGUGGCCAAAUAUUCGGACCCACUGGUGUACACUGGAGCAAUCAGGAUAAGAACUGGAUAUGAGAUUCUCCGGAUUACAACUUACUUGCAGCGGAAUUUAAGCAGACUGAGAGUUCCCUUUCUUGUUCUCCAUGGUACUGCUGACACUGUAACUGAUCCGGAAGCUUCACAAAAACUGUAUGACGAAGCCUCCUCCACUGACAAAACCAUCAAAUUACUGGAAGGAUUUUUACAUGAUCUUCUGUUUGAGCUCGAGCGAGAUGAUAUUGUGAAUGAAAUAAUUGAGUGGUUGAGUCGUAGGGUAUAGAGCGACAAAGCUAAUUAUUGGACAUUUAGUCUACAGGAUUAGAAGACUCCAUAAUCAGAUCAGCAUCUCUAUGGGUUUGCAGCUUGAACUUUCCAAUUAACUAGGCAAGCUACAUUGUAAUGCUGCUGAGUAAAAUUCAGCACGUUCUUGUUGAAACCUGAACCAUUUUGCUUUUUGGUUGGUUGUAAUGUUAUUUCUGCACUAAGCAUUGCAGCAGGCAUCCUUUGCUUUCUUUUAUCAGGCAUGGUGUUGAUACCUGAGGACCUACCAGGUUGACUAUCGAGUCCCCGAGUCUGCAGGUUGUAGUGGUUCGAUCAAUGGAUGAUACCGGGAGGAGAUGAAGAAGAUUGAAGGCCAAAUGAAAGGUUGCAGCUGCAGCACCAAGAGUGGCUUCAUUAUCCCAUGAGAGCCACUAAGUUUGAGGCAAAAUCAAUGUACUCGGCUCCCAGUGGAUCUAGUAACAGCUUUUUGCUUCUCACUUUCCCAAUAUAUUAUUCAAAGAAAUAAACAACAGCCAUUUACAGAA